Didymodactylos carnosus is the source of this 975-nucleotide messenger RNA. The record is from the annotation of a GenBank genome assembly. NCBI's taxonomy places the organism in Eukaryota, Metazoa, Rotifera, Eurotatoria, Philodinida, Philodinidae.
AUGGAAAAAAAGGGUAAUAUUUCUAAAAAUGUCACACCGUCAAAUGAAGAUAAUUCAUCCGAAUUGAAACAGAAUGUUGUUGAAAUUAUGAAUUGUGAUAAUGUGUCUAAAGUUUGUCCGAAUGUAAAGAAGAUGCAUAAAGGUGUUCCAAUUCGUUAUCGACUUCAUAAUUUAAAUGUUUUACAUGAACAAUUCCAAGCUGAAACUGGGACAUCAUGUUCAUAUUCUGUGUUUUGCCAAUACAUACCGCCAAAUAUUAAAAAAACGAAUGUGAACGACUGGGGGACAUGUCUUUGCAUGUUAUGUCUUAAUCCUCAAAUGAAAUUGGAGAAAUUAAUUCGAAUGAACACGAUCAAUAAUACUGAUACAGAUUUGCAUAACAUCAUCAAAGAUGAUUUAAAAUUUGAAGAGUUUUUGAAAAAAAUAAAAUUGUUAGAAAAACAAAAAGUUACAAUCACAUAUAUUGAGUGGCAAAAAGAAAAACAGGUAUUAAAAGAUCAUAUAAAAAGAAUUAAAUCUCAAUUUCAUGCAUUUAAACAAGCUCGAAUGAAUGCAACAAAUAAUAAUAAUACAGCAACAUUACAAAUCGAUUGGUCUAAAAUAGCACAAUUUGCAAAACAAAAUAGAGUUGAAAUAAAAUGGAUUUAUUUAGAAUCAGGAUAUGGAAAAGGAGCAGCAGAUGGUGUUGGAGCAGUCAUUAAGCGCACCAUGAAUGAAGCAGUCUCUUUUUACCCAGAUGCGGCAUUUGCAAAUGCAAAAGACUUGUUAGACAACAUAAAAAAUCGUUUAAAUAUUAAAUUAUCUAUUUAUGCAACGGAUGAUAUAGAAAAAGUGAAACAAACGUUGCCAAAAUUAAAAUCAAUUAAAGGAACUCUUGAACUUCAUGAAAUAUCAGCUAAUAGUGAUGGGUUAUUAACAGGAAAAAAACUGUCGGAUGAUUCAAACAUAGCAGUACGUAUAAAUUUAUUUCGUUGA